Messenger RNA from Pundamilia nyererei, 2965 nucleotides. Its product is annotated as claudin domain-containing protein 1-like. The coding region runs from base 529 to 1287 and encodes 252 amino acids. The transcript has 4 exons. The record is from RefSeq and is a predicted model, not a curated record. Lineage: Eukaryota; Metazoa; Chordata; Actinopteri; Cichliformes; Cichlidae. Gene Ontology annotation, cellular component: membrane.
GUCCUGACCGGCGGAACCGGAAGAGAAAACCGCAGGGAUUAGUGUGUUUACAACUCCUAGCAUCCUGGGUGCAUCAACCUGCCAUCAGACACAUGCAAUUUGCAUUUGCAAGCUGGUGGGCUUAGCCUAUCGUAUAACAGCUUCUCUUUUAGCUUUCUUUCCUGGAUUGUUGUUUAGGUGGUGGUGGACUCUUGUUGUUCUGGAACCGUCGCAGCGUCGGGCCACCCACCAUCUGUAGAAGUGGGACAAGGGAACAGAUGGCGCAUCCAAGCCGGGCUGCAGGGUUGCUGACGCUGAGCGUUCGUGCAGAACUGGAGAUCAGUAUCAAUCAUUAAAAUAAAGCACUGCCGCCGUAUACAGCACAGUGCGUUUUUCAAGGUUACCAAUGCCAAUGUGGUUGCGAUAGAAGCGAGGGUAGGGGGACUGGAAGCAUCGUAUGUCGACCAAAUUGAGGCGCAACGAUCGGGCGACGAUUUGACCGCUGGCAUCAACUUAAUCCCUUCUGACGUGUCUCUGUCUCGGUGAACAAUGGUUGACAAUCGCUACGCCACAGCUCUGGUCAUCGCCUGCGUGCUGAGCAUCAUAGCCACCGUGUAUCUGUCGGUGGCAAUCGGAACGCAGCACUGGUACCAGUACAGCAGCCCCACGGUGCGCGGAGAGGCCAACAUUUCCGAGUUGCGCUCGCUGUACGAGGAGUUCAUAGACGGAGAAUUCGAUGAGAAAACCUACAGCGACACGUUGUUCCGUCUUAACGGGACUGUGGGCCUCUGGUGGCGGUGUGUGCUUGUUCCUGCCAACGCUCACUGGUACAAAGAGCCAGGUGCCAAGAUGGUGCUGGAGUGUCGAGGCUUCACUCUACCUCAACAGUUUACUCCAAAGUACAAAGAACCAGGGAACCACAACAGCGGGGAGGACAUGGUGCGCACAUAUCUGUGGAGGUGCCAGUUUCUGCUGCCGUUGGUGUCUCUGGGUCUAGUGGUGUUGGCAGGUCUGACUGGAUUCUGUGCCUGUCUGUGCCGAAGCCUCACACCAACUCUUGGAAUAGGAGUGCUUCACAUGCUGGCUGGUCUCUGCACCUUAGCCACAGUGUGCUGCUACCUGGCGGGGAUGGACCUGCUCCACAGGGUGUCGAUGCUACCCGACAAAGUGGACGGCUCUCUCGGCUGGUCGCUGUACCUGGUCCUCAUUUCUUCACCUCUCCACAUGAUGGCUGCCGCCCUGCUAGUGUGGGCGGCGCGCAGCCAUAGUCAGAACUACUACCGCAUGACUGCCUACCGGGUGGCAUAAACUGAGAUUUAGCUCUGGAUCUUAAGCCCUGUUUAGAGUCUGACACCAAGAUUCGUUUUCUUAAUGAGUUGUGGGGGUUUUAAGAUAAGAAGGCAUGACCCCGUGAACUGCAUACCUGGUAUCAGAGUGCCAGAUAAAUUUAAAAAAAAAAAUCUUGUUUGGAAGAAAAGUAAAAGCAAGUUCUUAAAUGACAGUUUACACAGGUUUCAUGUGUACUGACUCCAGUUUUCCUUCCUUCUCAUCCCAUCUUAUCAGAUUACAGAGAUUUUGUGAUAUUGCUGUUCUUCCUGUUUGUCAUAAGGGCACAUGCGUACUGCACAUUUUUAAACAUCUUUGAUCUGUUGAAAAUUGAACAGGAUUUAAUUUUAUCUUUUAAAAACGUCACAGUUGUUGUCAUAGUUUUCUUCAGUCCAAUAUAAAUCUUCCAUUGUAAAAAUAUAAUCAAGUCAACUGACGUAUAAUGGAAAAUAUUUUAACUUGCACAAUUUUUGUUGAUUUUGUUGAUGACGUAUUUCGCAAAGGAAGUCAAAUUUGUAGGGUUUUUUAAAUUUAACCAAAAAAAGCUGCACACUGACUACUGUUCCUUGAUAUGUGUGAUUUUUAUCAUUUAAAUGGCGAUGACAGAAGGCACUUUAGUGAUAAGUAAGCACACUUAGUAAUAAAAGAAGUACUAGAGUCUGGGAAAAGUGUGUAUUUACAGACCUCUGCUGGUGAAAUUUUCUAGUCUGCCACACGUGAUUGCAGCUGAAUGUGAUGACGUUCCUGUUCGUUGCACUUGAAGAAUGUGGCCACAGGUUUGUUGUAUUUACACAAUGUUCCCAUGACUAGAAUUUAAUUUACAAUUCUGUUUCAAAUCCUCUGUUGUUGUUGUUUUUUUACUUAAGUUUAUUUAUUUAUUUAUUUAUUGUUUAUGGUAGUUAUUAUGUUCAGACUGUGUGUAUAAUUUGUUUACUACACGAUGUAUGUAUUGCAUUGCUUUGUUUGCUUUUUGAUCACAUCAUGUUGUGACUGAUUUUUGUAGAAAAAAGUGAAAACCACAGUAGUGCUCAUUUACUUUUUUUUUUUUUUUAGUUGAGCACAUACAUUCAUGAAAGUAAUUUUCUUAGUUCAUAUUUGGGUGUUUUUUGUUGUUUAUUUGAUCGAUGUAUGUCCCUCAGCUGACGGAUUAAUGUGCUGAAAAACAAACAAACUGUUUUAGUCUCAUUUCCCUGGUUGGCACUAUGAAUGUACUUUAAAGGCCAUAUUAUGAUAAGCUACAGCAUUUCUUUGCACCUAAAUUAAUUUCAAACAUAUUCUGACAAUUGCUGUAGUAAUCAGUAGUGAAUUUCUAUAUUUUUAAAAUGUAAAUAUUAAAAAAAUUACAUUUGGAGAGAAAAAAUACCACUAUUACCCACAAAUUCAUGAUAUCUGUUUGUGAAAUAUCACUGCUGAUAAAGAUUUAUGAGCUUCAUGAAUAUCUGAAAUGAUGCACUGUUCGUCUCAUUAUGAAACACAUUGUAUUUUACACAUUCACCCUUUAAAUACUGGAAACUCAAUCCCUGAAUGCACACUACCAUGUGUUGUUUGUGAAAGAGUGCUUAAUCCCCCUGUUAUGAGCUGCAGCAGUUGAUAACUGUGUAUUUAAAUAUCGUGUGUGACACAUGUCACCAUUUCAAUAAAAAGUUUUGUAAAAACUGAA